Cinara cedri is the source of this 6613-nucleotide messenger RNA. Lineage: Eukaryota; Metazoa; Arthropoda; Insecta; Hemiptera; Aphididae. The record is from the annotation of a GenBank genome assembly.
AUGUUGGAUCAAACGAUGAGCAUCAACAAGCUGUGUGGUAACGUGGCUCAAACGCAUUUUACAAUUCAGACGGCAGUAGCAUAUUUGGCGUCCCUGUUGUACAAAAGAAACCAAUCCCUGAUUGUUUACGGGGCCGCUGAAAGGUGUGUGUGUGUGUGUGUGUGUAUGGAUGUGGAUUAUUUUUAGGACCAAAAAUCCAUAAAGGAUAAGCAAUAAAAGCCAAAAAAUUCACCAAAUAAAACUUUAUAUGACCUGCUAUAGGUAAUCUGAUUAAAUCAAGUGGUAUUAUAUUAGGAUAUUAAUACAAAAAUUACGUAAAUGUUUGUAUUAUUUUCGAUUUUUGUGCUAUUUGUUUAUUUUUGUUACUUUUUUAGUUUUUAUUUUACUUUUUGUGGAUGAAAUUGUUUUGGCUGACCAGAAUUACAUGAAAACUAUAGAAGUUCUUCAUUAGUUGUUCCGUGAUUGAAAUAUACCAGGUUAUUGCCAUUUAAUAUACUUUGGCUUUAUCAAAUAGAAAAAAAAAAUGGUAAUGUAAUGUUAAAUCUGUGUUUUAUACUGCAUGGGUUCUCAAAUUUUUGAGGUCCACGUCUCCUUUAAAACUAUUAUAUGAGUUCACGCCUCACCUCCUCACUACUGUAAGAUUGAUGUAUGUAUAAUAUACAGUGGGAGUACUAGUGCAAAAUAAACUGGUAUAUUUCAAUCAUGAAUUGUUUUAAGUGGUUAAAAAAGUUAGAGGUAAUGUAGUAGAAUUUUUUUCUAAACUAAGUUUUACUUAGUUUAAAACUAAAUAAAUUUUUACGAAAACCGUAAAAAUGAUGUAAUUCAAAAAUAUGUACGAAUCAUUUUUCGUUAGCCAAUGAUUUAUAAUUUAUAUAUAUUAUACGUAUAUAUUAUUGAAGUUUGGACCGUUUUCAAGGAAAGACGACUAUAACAUGUAUUUUACGAAUUUGGGCGUGCGAAACUGCAAAUUGCUUGACGAAAACUUUCUCGAGUGUAGUUCCAACAAUCAGCUGUCAUUGGACAUCGUGUCUAUACUGGCCACGCCGCCUAACACGAAUACGGGGGUAAGAUCAAGAUCGCUGGCUUAUAUAUAGGUUAGGAUAAGGCUAUUAUUAGGAAUGGGCCAACACCACUUUUUACCGAUGUUCGAUAUUCCGAUAUAAUAAUAUUAUAUGUUAAUGAUAAUGAAAAAAACCUAUACCGCCAAAGCUUUAAAACAAAAAAAAUGAGUUUAUAUUGAAAUAAUUACCGAGAUAUCGGUUGAAAUCCCGGUUUUGUUUAUGUUUCUUUCAUACAUUUUAGAGCAGUGGUUUUCAAACUGGGUAAUGCAAGCAUUCAUUGCGUGUGCCACUACUGCGGUUUUUUGAAAUUUGUUUUCCUUAAAUUGUGAUGAAAUCGUAACUCUUUUAACUGAAAAGCGAAGUGUGCUGUGGCCAAAGAAGUUUGAAAACCACUGUUCUAGAGUCUAGUGUAAUGUAUACAUUUUUCUUCUUAAAUGUCGGUUUUAUAAAAUAACCGAUUCCGAUAAAACCGAUAGCUACCGCCGAUAUUGAUAUAAUCGGUUUGUGCCUAAUUAUUAUAAAGCUGAAUAGUUUGUAACUGUGGUUUACUUGUAUAGGUCACGGACCCCGUAAGGCUUGUGUGCUCAAAGGGCGGAGACCUUACAUUGCUGAGGGCAGUGGCGUCAUUGGAUUAUACCGAGGAAUCGUCGGACAUACCUUGCAUGUUGGAGCAGAGGGAUACGCUGCGUAUGGCCAUGUCCAAGCCACAGGUGACAGUAUCGUGUAAACGCAAAUUUUAACUGUCUAAUAUACGAUUUAGGAUAAUUACUUCGACGUGAGCUAUAAUUAUUUUUAAAUUUUACUAUAUUCUAUACCCAUUAUCAUAAAAUUUGCUAUAAUUUUAACAAAAAUAAGUAAUAUAAACAACACCUGCAACUAUAGGAAUAUUUAUUCCCAACUAGCUGGAUUACAGAAUUAAAUCCAAAAUAAAUUCGAUUCAACGACUAAUUACGUGUCUCCUUUUUCCAUCCUAGUCCCUAAGGCAGUUAAUCGUAGUUGUUGUUCGGUAAUUUAUCUUUUGAAAAGGGUACUUCCCUCAGGGUAGGCGCGCGGCGUGUUAAUAUUGUACCACCACUCUUCCCCAACCCUAACUUAAAAAUAAAAUAUCUCAUCAACGGCUUGAUAGAAAUCAAAAAUGUUAACACUAAAAUUAUUUUGAAUUAAUACACCAUCUAUUUACAGCCUUUUUAAUAUAGGUUGCCAUUUAAAAAUCAAAAGUAGGUAGUGGCUUUACCCCCGAAAAUAAGGGUAACAAAAAAUAACAUAAAUAUAAAACUGUAGAGCAGCUUGUUUUUUAAAUAUUCUGGAAAACAAAUUCCGGAAAAAGUUAAUACUUUCCGAGAUAAUGAGUAUACACAAUUCACAAUACUUAUCUAAAAAGUAAAAGUAAAUAAUUAUUACUUAUGAACUCAAAACAAAAGUAAUCAUAUACUAGAAAUGUUCUAUAAAACAGAAACAAGAACCAAAUUACUACGAUGACAUUUGACUGUAAAAUGAUUAGAAGAUCAAUGUAUCUUGCGCAAUAACAUAUGUACUUAUAACCUAAUAAAUUAUUAAAAUGUUUUAAAAAAAAAAUAGUUUUCAUGAAAUUGAUUGAUUUACAUUUUAUUUUAUUAUAAUUAUUUAUUGAAAUCUAUUGAAAAUUAUAGGUUGAAAAUUUAUUAAAAUUUAUAGAAUUACAAUUAGAACAAAAUAUUAUUACCGACCUAAUCUAAAGAGGAUGGAAACGUUGAUUUUGCCACUGCGACUUAUAAAUGUAAUAACAUUGGUUUUUUAUUCUAAUCAAAAAAUACUUAAAUUGAUGUUAUUAAAAAAAUCCGUAAAAAUGAUAGGCACAUAAUAUCAUUUAUUAUACCGUAUUCUUAAAAAAAAAAAAAAAUAUAACUUUUAACGAUUUUCAUGGAUAAUAGGUAUCCUCGCUAUUUGAAAAGGGGAUUUACUGGAAAUUUUAAUACCUAUAGUAUUUGAUUUAUGGGGUAAAUAUUCAAAAUUACUUAGUGUAAAUGGUAGGUACCUACUUACAAUAGUGCAAAUUUAUUUAGAAACGAAGUUCAAUUAUUGAAAGUCAAAUGCAUUCAAUUGCCUAAUAUUAAUACGACAUAUAAUAAAUUAGAUAUUAUAAAUAGGUAUAUUGAAGUGAACCCCAAUUGCAACUUUUUAAUUCAAAUCUUGAUUGUAUUAUCUCUGACAUUUUUACCAGCAUAGAGAAGUUUUUCAGUUUUAAAAAUAUUUAAAGUGUGACCACGACUGAAACAUCAAAUGGGACAUAAGAAAGGUUAGUUGGUUUAGUUUUGGUAAAUGUUCAUCAGAAUAUUGACAUUUUACUUGAUUGAGUCUCUUUAUUAAUAAAUAAAAUAAAUAUCAAACAUGAAAAAUGAAAUAUUUGGUUAUUAUUAUUUAAUACAAAGUAUCUGUGCAAAUAAUCAUUGAUGUGUGUAAUGACUUAUUAUAAUAAUCGAUUAUAAAAAUAUUAGUGGACACUGAUGCCUUAUGAAAUAAUACAACAUUUUAUUGGCGUUAAUUUACCUGUGAAAAUGCUGCACUUGCACCUCCUGAACAUUUUAAAAAUGUGUAUAAGUACCUACUUUUAAUUUCUAUUUUCAAAAGUAAAGUAAGAUUUACCAAGAAAGUUUGAGUAUUGGUGUGAUGGAAAGUUGAAUAUUCCAUUGCACCGCCGGAAAUAGAGAUCAAUAACGCCGCUGCAGCAACAUUUAAUAUGUCGGAUGAAUUGUAAUACCUCUCGCCUACCUGAAUAAUUUCUGGAUUCAUCCCUGGAUUGAGCUAUUUGCUAUUUGCUACAAUUUGCUAUUUUAUAUCAAGUUAAUCCAGUUAAUCAAGUUAAUCCAGAUAGUAAUCCAGUCAAGUUUAGGUGUUUACUGUUUACUGGUGAUUAUUAUACAGUGUGUCCCACCUUGUUCGACGGAUUUUUCUUGCGUUGCUAAUAUUACAUUUUUUUCUAUUUUUUUUUUUUUCAAUCGGUUUGUCUUCGAGAGAGGUAUCGAUUUGGGUAAAAUUAAAUUUUACAUUUCUGUAUUAUAGCUAUACGUUUAUUGUAGAAUUCGUGAAUAUAGGUAACGAAAAAUGUAUUUAUUUUUAGAUUCUAAGUGGAACGAGGAAUGUUUUGGUUUUACAAAAAUUAUUUUUUUUAUGUGAACACUUUUUCUAACAGAAAGCGUACUCCGAUUAUCAAGUAUAGCAUCUUUUCUGAAAGUAAAUUUUCUCUGGGUGGUACUUUAAAGAAGUCAUUUUUUGCAAUACUCAUUAAUAUUCGAGAUAAUGAGGAAAACCUCAAUUUUUAGGUUAAAAAAGAUUGAAAGAUUCAAAAUAAGGUUGUCAUUGGCAUUUUAUAUAAUUAUAAUUUUACAUAAUUGACAACCGUUUUUAUUUAUUUUCUGUUAUUAUUAGGUAUUUAUUAUUUUAAUCUUUUUUAAACAAUCAUUUUUGUCAUGGAAACGCACAUUGUUGUAAUAAUUUUACUAUAAUAUGACAUAAUAUAUAUUGUUGACAAAGCAAAACUAUCAACUAAACACCACUUUGAAUUGUAUUUUCGUUAGCCAUGGGAUUUACCGUUGCUUACAGAUAUACAUUAAAUGCCUACCUUCCUACCGUAUCCUACCUUCCUAACUUCCCACCUACAACAGUGGCUGCGCCCACAUGCGAAGUAUGUCCGUCCUAUUUUUAUUUUCUUAUAUAGGUGGUAUUGUUUAUAAAUAUAGGUGUAAUUCAUUUACUGUAAGUAUUGAAUUAACAGUAAAUGAUAAUAACUUGUAAAAUAUAAAAAAUUAUAUUACAUUCCGAAACGGCCAGCUCUCCGUGUCAGGUGUCUAAUAUUUUUGAACUAGUUGCGCCUACCUAAUGGACAAUAGGUAUAGGUAUAUGGGUACCAAUAAAAUACUCGUCCUGUUAACCUGGAAACCAGAUUAAUCUCUUACUACCCGACAGGCCGAAAUCCUUUUUCCGAACUUUUACUCUUUAACAGGCAGGGAUUCUCUCUUCCCGAACCGUUAAUCAAUUGGAACGUUUCUAUAAAUCUUACCCGUUAUCGUAUCCCGCCGGUCGGUCUUCCCAGCUGUCAAUAAUUGUUGCCCUCAUUGCAGUUAUUCGAUCGGUGCGCAGGUGCAAAUAGUCGUGUACGAAACUCAUUCCCGGCUGGAGCUAGAGAACGGCGGCAUGGUCAAGGCGGUGGCCGAAGAGAUGAACGGGUGGGCGUACGAGAAGCACAACGCGGACAACUAUUAUUCGUCCGUCUGCAGUGCCGAGGACUGCAAUAAGUUUAGCACUUCUGUGGAAACCCCCUGGCGGCCGGCUGCACACCAACCCGUCGAGGUUUGUACCUAUAUAUUUACAGGUUAAGUAGGGACCUCCUAUGUAUAUUACCGACGAAGCGAAUUAUUUUAUAGAUGCGUUAAACCCCCGAUAAUAGGCAAAAAUUUCAAUGAAGUACCUCUGCACGAGUAUAAUUUAUUUAAAAACCUAUCUACGUCGAUAGACUUACUUAUAUACAUAUACAGUUUAGUAUCCAUAUACAUUAUAAAUGAUCAGUUUUUGGUAGACAAUUUACACAAACUGUGAUGGGCUCGUAUUUCUGAAUCCAGUUAAUCGGCGCGUAUAUACGUAAAAAUUACCAAAACGAAACUUAAUGAAAACUCGAUUUUCAUAUUUAUUGGUUUAUUAUACUAACAUAAAUAAUAUAGCCGUUUGAUUCACAGUUUGUUUGAAUUUUAAAAUAAAUCAAUUUUUUUAAUCCGAGGAUCACGAUUAAAUGUUGUUCAUAUACUUCAUAAACUAUAUGCAAUUAAAACACCUACUAACGAUUAUUUAGUUAAUUUUUAUGCCCGUACUUAUAUUAUUAUUAUUAUUAUUUAUGUGUUCUAAAAGAUUCCCGACAAGGAUCGGUUCGAAACAAUGAUUUUGUACCCAGAUAAGGCAAUAGAGAACAUGGAAAAGAAUCACGUAACUGGAAGCAUUUACUUAGCUGCUGUUAAAAGAGUAGUAAGUAUAACCUCACGUUUAUUAAUGUUGUUUUACAUCUAUAAUUAUAUUGUUUCAAGGAACUAAUGACUUUUGACGCAAAUCAUUUGAUACGGAUGGCUGAACAGAGAGGAUUGUUUGGCAAACCUGUGAAAGGACGUAAACAAAAAAUUCCUAGUCCCAUUAUAUUGUCUUUGACCAAUAGUGAUGAACCUAGGUAUCUAUCAAAUAAAUAACAUAAUAUAUUAAAUUUGAUUGUUCAUAUUCAUAGUUCAUACAAAUUGAGUUUUUUUUACAGAGUGGUAUUAAAAUUUGAACAAAUGCAUGUUUUGGUACCUACGCAUGCGUUCAUUCAGCGUUAUACUAAUAAAACAUUAUGGUGUCCACGUUUCAAUAAACCUUAUGAUAAGGCAUCUGUGGCUACUCGAUGGUGGAGAAUAAGUGUACGUUAUGUUAUCAAAGCAUUGAGAGAACCUUUUUUUGUAUGGUCAAAAGUGCAAAUGGUCAGAUUUGGGAAACGUACAAAUAGAACACCACUGCAUUUAAAAAGAGUCACUGCAAUAUUUAAGCCACAAAAAUGA